AUGUCCCAGCCAACCAGUCCCCAAGGGAGCAGCGCUACCCGAAAAAGCUGGCAGGAUAAGCUCGGUGACCACUGCAAUAUGGUCAAGAUAGCCGCCCCUACCUUCAGCAUUGUGUCCGAUCGGCGAGGAGGUCGUACUGCCUGGUCCAGCACCGUCAUCGUCCAGGGCCAAAGCUUCUCCGCUCGCUACUGGUACGACGGUCAAUUUAUCAACAAUGCCAAAGAAGACGCAGCCGAAGUCGCUUUGGGGGCGCUAAGCCAUCGUCCUUCUUCCUCGACCACUUGGCCAGGGAUAAUCCCGACUCAACCAACCCAGAGCACCUACGGCCGAGGCACUGGAGGCGUCUGA
Penicillium atrosanguineum is the source of this 348-nucleotide messenger RNA. RefSeq lists its product as uncharacterized. The record is from RefSeq and is a predicted model, not a curated record. The transcript has 3 exons. Lineage: Eukaryota; Fungi; Ascomycota; Eurotiomycetes; Eurotiales; Aspergillaceae. Bases 1 to 348 code for a protein of 115 amino acids.